CUUAAAGUCUAGUAUCCAAUACAAGCAAUUGAAGAUGAAGAGGCUGGCCAUAUCAGUGGUGGUGGUGCUAGUCAUGAUUCAGUACAUGGCAAGGCCAGGACAAGCCAUCAGUUGUGGCCAAGUCGACGCAUCUUUGGCCCCGUGUGUGCCCUACCUCACUAGUGGUGGUAACCCUACACCAGAAUGCUGCAAUGGUGUGAAAAGCAUCAAAGGGAUGGCUGCAACUCCGACCGACAAACAAACAGCAUGCAAGUGUGUAAAGGAUGCUGCCAAUCGCUACUCCAACUUAAAGGAUGAUGCAGCUCAAGCCCUCCCUGCAAAGUGCAACGUUCAAAUGGACAUCCCUAUCUCCCGAACCACCAACUGCAACAAUAUCAACUAAGGUGGAAGGCAUCAAGCAAGAAAUAAAGAGAGGGAGGGUGCCAGAAUCUUCUUUUAUCAAAUAUUGUUGUUGAAAUAAAUGAAGCCUAGCUUUGUAAUUCAGUAAUCUUUAUCGAGCUUCUUGUUACAGUAAUAUAUGGUGAAUGCAAGAUCAUCGAAUUAAAUACAUAAAGGUUUUAAUUUUAACACUAUAUAAAAAGAUAUUGAGUUUGACAUGUGUGUGUGUGUUAUA
Cornus florida is the source of this 613-nucleotide messenger RNA. RefSeq names its product non-specific lipid-transfer protein 1-like. The transcript has 2 exons. Gene Ontology annotation, biological process: lipid transport. Gene Ontology annotation, molecular function: lipid binding. The coding region runs from base 35 to 382 and encodes 115 amino acids. The record is from RefSeq and is a predicted model, not a curated record. NCBI's taxonomy places the organism in Eukaryota, Viridiplantae, Streptophyta, Magnoliopsida, Cornales, Cornaceae. Gene Ontology annotation, cellular component: membrane.